GGGCUGCCUUUUCCGUUGGUUAUAUCAGAUCCAACAGUCGGCAAAGUCGUCUGGUGUAAAUAUGAAGCUCGCAAUUAUUUAUUUUCUGUAUGUGGUGCUUUUUUCAGGAAUACGAACGCAGGAAAACAUACACACUUCAGCGAGAAUAUCGGAAACAACACCAGAAGCAACAAGCAAACAAGAUCACUCACAUAUCAGAAAACUGGAGGAAAUAGUCGAACGCCUUCAGGAAACAUUGAAUAAUCAAUGGGAAAUCAUUAAAUCACAACGGGAAAAAGAAAAGGAGCAAUCAGAGAAAUACGAAAAACUUAUAAAGCUAUACAACAUCCACAAUGAAAGAUUAAAGCAACAUGAAGAAGUUUUGAAGUCUCAGUCUUUGACAAUUGCAAUAUUAAAGAGCCAACAUGCACAUCGUUACACAGUGGACAUGCAAACACAUCCAAACAGAACGCUAAAUUUAAACAGCACGGUUGACAUAAAAGAUUCAUCAUCCGACCAGAUGGCAGCAAAUCAGGACCGGAAAAAGCCUUUACCUGCAGAUAUUAAUCAAGGUCAUGCUAAAGCCAUUCGCACUGUACCAUCAACCAUUGCAUUCACAGCCAUCAAACAUACCGCGCAAACUGACAUAGGAAUCAACCAAAACAUCCUCUUCGAUCAAGUACUGCUAAAUGAUGGAGGUGGGUUUCAUGUACAGCACGGCAUAUUUAUAGCACCAGUUAGCGAUUACUACCUGUUUUCGACGUCCAUUUUGAAGAUGCCAAUCCCCAACACUUCCCACUUUGGAUUGAUGCACAACGGGAAUGUGAUCACAUUUGCACACUCAUAUGAAAAUAUGUGGGAUCAAGGAUCGACAACCGUUGUCCUUAAAGUUGAAGCUGGAGACGAGAUUUGGAUAAGCAACAGGGACAUAGCUGGUCGAGCUGUUCAAGGUUUUGCCUACUCGUCAUUCACUGGUGUUCUGUUACGUCAAAUCUGAUAAAUAAAUAAAGGACUGCAAUUCUGACAACGACCGAUGACUUUUACUGUUAUCAUAUAGCAAACAAUAAAAGUUCAAGAGAAAAAUUA
Dreissena polymorpha is the source of this 1065-nucleotide messenger RNA. RefSeq lists its product as uncharacterized. Gene Ontology annotation, molecular function: protein binding. The transcript has 3 exons. The record is from RefSeq and is a predicted model, not a curated record. NCBI's taxonomy places the organism in Eukaryota, Metazoa, Mollusca, Bivalvia, Myida, Dreissenidae. Bases 62 to 976 code for a protein of 304 amino acids.